AUGUUUGCUCUUCCAGCAGCAGGGGGUUCAACCUCGACUGCACGGACGGUCUUCCGAAGCGGAUUCUGGACUUUCCAUGCCAAAGUCGUCACAGCGCGGCCCAGCCGUGCGGCGGAGAUCACUGGUACGGCCGAAACUCGCAUUGACGAGCGGAGUUCGCACGCUGGCUCCAUCCGCUUUUUGGUCGUCGUGGAUUUGCAGGCAACAGCAGGAGGUUAA
Gaeumannomyces tritici R3-111a-1 is the source of this 219-nucleotide messenger RNA. RefSeq lists its product as hypothetical. The record is from RefSeq and is a predicted model, not a curated record. The coding region runs from base 1 to 219 and encodes 72 amino acids. Lineage: Eukaryota; Fungi; Ascomycota; Sordariomycetes; Magnaporthales; Magnaporthaceae. The transcript has a single exon.